Messenger RNA from Syzygium oleosum, 447 nucleotides. Its product is annotated as 11S globulin seed storage protein 1-like. The transcript has a single exon. The record is from RefSeq and is a predicted model, not a curated record. NCBI's taxonomy places the organism in Eukaryota, Viridiplantae, Streptophyta, Magnoliopsida, Myrtales, Myrtaceae. The coding region runs from base 1 to 447 and encodes 148 amino acids.
AUGGAAAGGCCGAGGCCAGAAUCGAAGCGGGCAGGGCCAGCAACAACAACAACGCCACCGACGCGGACAACAACAACAGCAACAAGGGAGAGCUUCGGCAACAUCUUCAGCGGCUUCAAUGAUGGCAUCCUCAGCGACUCCUUCAACAUUGAGAGUGAGCUAGCCCGAAGGCUCAUGAGGCAGGACGACCAGUGGGGCAACGUCGUCACGGUCCAGAGCGAGCUCCAGAUCCUCAGCCCAAGGUACGACAGAGGCGAGGGAGGUGUGCGCGAACGACAGGAGAGGCGCUGGCAAGGCCGCGACGAUUGCAACGCUAGCAAGGGUGCUAGCGCUAAUGGCUCGGAGGAGACACUGUGUACACUCAGAGACAACAUAGACAACCCUGAGCGGGCGGAAAUACAUAAUCCGGCGAUGGGCAGCGUCGGCGGCGGUAGCGCCCACCGGUGA